Molecule: messenger RNA, 4591 nt
Organism: Pantherophis guttatus
Lineage: Eukaryota; Metazoa; Chordata; Lepidosauria; Squamata; Colubridae
Gene: DCT
Product: dopachrome tautomerase
Biological process (GO): ventricular zone neuroblast division; melanin biosynthetic process from tyrosine; positive regulation of neuroblast proliferation
Cellular component (GO): melanosome
Molecular function (GO): oxidoreductase activity; dopachrome isomerase activity
Source: RefSeq, a predicted model, not a curated record
CAAACAACAAAGAGCUAAAUUGCUUGCCUAUUAAUCACAUUCAAUCCUGGGAAAUUUGGAUUAAGCCAAGACCCCUGGAGGUUAAACUAGUUGCAGUGAGAAGAAAAAAAAAAUGUUUCUUGGGUCAGUUCAAAUGGGGCUUGCUCAUCAGCUGGAAACAGCUAAUGACAAUCUCUUCACCUAUCCUGCAUUCAGAAUCAUAACCUGAGCAGCAGAGUUUUGCAGGCUCUGGAAACUAGAUCUUGAUGGCAUUCCUGCUGCAAGAUGAAAAUUUGCUUUGCCUGACGCUCUUUGCAUAUCUGAGCCUUGUUGGGCUUCCAUUGACAAAGACCCAAUUUCCACGGGUGUGUAUGACUGUAGAAAAGCUGCAAUCCAAGGAGUGCUGCCCAGCUUUGGGGUCGAAUUCGAACAAUGUGUGCGGUUCACAGCAAGGCAGGGGCACCUGUCAGACGGUACAGGUAGACAGAAGGCCUUGGAGUGGGCCCUACACUCUCCAUAACGUGGAUGAUCGGGAACAAUGGCCCCUGAAGUUCUUCAACAGAACCUGCCAGUGUACAGGAUAUUUUGCUGGCUAUAACUGUGGCGAGUGCAAAUUUGGCUGGACAGGGUCCAAUUGUGAAGAAAAGAAGCCUCUAGUUGUCCGGAAGAACAUCCACUCUUUAACAAAUGAAGAGCGAGAACAGUUUUUAGAUGCCCUCAAUCUUGCCAAAGCUACUAUCCAUCCUGACUAUAUGAUUGCAACCCAUCAUUGGUCGAGUCUGCUUGGUCCCAGCAGCAAUGAGCCACAAGUCGCAAACUGCAGCAUUUAUAACUACUAUGUGUGGCUUCAUUAUUAUUCAGUCAGAGAUACUCUAUUAGGACCAGGUCGUCCCUUUACAGCAAUAGAUUUCUCCCAUCAAGGCCCUGCUUUUGUUACCUGGCAUAGGUAUCAUUUACUACUCUUAGAAAGAGACCUGCAGCGACUGAUUGGCAAUGAUACCUUUACAUUGCCAUUCUGGAAUUUUGCUACAGGCAAAAAUGAAUGCGAUGUGUGCACGGAUCAACUUUUUGGAGCAUCAAGGCCAGAUGAGCCGAAUCUAAUAAGUCGUAAUUCAAGAUUCUCAGAAUGGGAGAUAGUUUGCAACAGUUUGAAUGAUUAUAACCGUCUGGUCACGCUGUGUAAUGGAAGCAACGAGGGGCCUCUACAGAGGCAUCCUUUUAGCAGAGCUGGUGAUAAGCUGCCAACCUUGGAGGACAUUCAGAAGUGUCUCUCUCUUCAGGACUUUGAUAACCCUCCUUUCUUUCGGAAUUCUAGAUUCAGUUUCAGGAACACAUUGGAAGGUUUUGCUGAACCAGAUGGGAACCUUGAGCCGCCAAUCAUCAGUCUCCAUAACUUGAUUCACUCUGUUUUGAAUGGAACGGGUGCUUUCCCCCACUCUGCGGCAAAUGAUCCUAUUUUUGUGGUCCUUCAUUCCUUCACUGAUGCUAUAUUUGAUGAGUGGAUGAAACGAUUCAACCCAUUGGACAGUGCCUGGCCCCAGCAACUGGCACCCAUUGGUCACAACCAGAUGUUUAACAUGGCGCCCUUCUUCCCUCCUGUCACCAAUAAGGAAAUGUUUCUAACUGCUGAGCAACUUGGCUAUAGCUAUGACAUUGAUCUAGCAGAAUCUGCUGAAGAAUCCCAGGCAUGGGCUCUGAUGGUGGGAUCCACUAUUGUGGGAGCUCUCAUAGUUUUAGUUGUGCUGGUCCUUCUGCUUAUCCUCUUACAAUACAAGAGACACCGGAAAGGCUUUGAGCCACUAAUGAAUGCACAGUUCAAUGUAAAAAAGUACAUGAAUGAACCAUAGCAGUGAAGUCCUGCUUUACGUUAUCUCUCCCCAUUUCCCAUUAGAUCUUGGAUUUAUUUAUAGCAUCCCCCCCCCCAACCUUGGUGGCUUUAAACUGCAUGAAAUCUUUGGGAAAGGUACUUAUUCAUCAUUAUAUUCUUUUGGAGAAAUUAUCUCAGCACAAAUUCCUCAAAACUGCAAAUAGACAAGACCAGAGUCAUAAAUUUGAGAGGGGCGGCCAUGUAUAUUGAAGGAGUAAAUAAAGAUAUGAGGUCACAAAGAGGGACAUAACACUGAUUGUACACCCAAGCUCUAAGGAUAAUGUUUUACAUCACCAUCAUCUACUAGCUAAUCACAGAACUUCUCAAAUUCGACUGCAUGCCUGCUUAGUGUUUCUGUUAUUUUACUAUUUAUUUACUGCACGGUGUUAUAAAGAGCGCACCUAUAACUGCUUCGGUGAGAAAAACCAUCAGCAUUGCUUCCUUAACUAUUUUCUCUUGAGUCUAUGCAUUCAUUCAUUUUGGAAGCUAAUUCCAGGAAUAAAUCCCAGGACAAUCAACCAAAGAAUGAGUGCACAGAAGAGCAACAAAGAUGAUUAGAGGACUAGAACACGAGGAAUGGUUGCAGAACCUGGGUAUGUCUAGUCUAACACAGAGAAGGACUAUGUGAUAGCAGUCUUUCAAUAGUUGAGGUACUGUCACAAGGAGAAAGACAACCUAUUCUUCAAGGCAGCUGAGAGCAAGAAAUAAUAGAAUCCUAUCAAAGAGAGAUCCAAUCUAUAACUAAGGAGAAAUUUCCGGACAAUGAGAACUAUCAAUGAACACCUUGUCUCCAGAAGCUGUGAGUGUUCCAUCACUGGAGGCUUUUCAGAAGAGAUUGCAUAGCCAUUUGUCCAGAAUGAUAUAGGACUGUGAUGGCGAACCUAUGGCACGCCUGCCACAGGUGGCACGUGGUGCCAUAUAUGUGGGCACGUGAGCAUUGUCCUAGCUCAGCUCCAGUGCACCGGCCAGCUGAUUUUCGAGCCUUCCAGAAGUCAGGAAACGUGCUGUUUCCAGCCUCUGGAGGGCCUCCAGGAGGAUGGGGAAGGCUGUUUUUGGCCUCCCCAGGCUCCUAGAAAGACUCUGGAGCCUGGAGAGGGUGAAAAACGGGCCCACUGUGCCAUUGCGUGCCAAAAGCAGGGGGAGCGCAGAGGGGGUGCUCGUGCAUGCGCGGGGAGGGCAAGGUGCAUUGAAUUAUGGGUGUGGGCAUGCAUGCUCCCCCCGCGCUCCCCCCGCUUUUGGCAUACGACGGGAAAAAGGUUCGCCACCACUGGUAUAGGAUAUCUCCUUGAGUUGGAGGUUGGACUAGAAGACCUCUGAGGACCCUUCCAGCUCUGUAAUUCUGUUCUAUUCAAUGUGUAAAUAAAAACAGAAAAUGAAUAUUUUACCCAUAUUUAUCUAGAAGUAAAUUCUGUGGCAUUUGACAAGACUAUGUAAUGUUCUCCAGUUAUGAGCUCUAAGCCAGAGAUCCAUGUCUCUGUGAAGCUGAUCAGUGGUAGGAUUCAGCGGGUUCAGGCCAGUUUGGUUGAACUGGUUGUUAAAUUGCUGGCUGGCCCCUCCCCUCCCCACCCCUUCCAGGAGUUCCCACCCAGCCCGUUUUGGCUCCCAGGCAAGUGCAGGGAGGCCUACUAGACCCAAAAUAGGGCACGGGGUGCGGCAUAAUCCCCCCACAGCCCAUUUUUGCUCCCAGGAGGCUGCAGGGUGGCCUACUAGGCCCAAAACAGGGCUAGGGGGUGAUGUGCCCACCUCCACGGGCCGUUUUUGCUCCUGGGGCGGGUGCAGGAGGCCGAGUGCUGCCUUCAUACCCUUGGCCACACUCACCCAGUCGGUCAUUAGGGCAGAGAACCGGUUGUUAAAUUAUUUGAAUCCCACCAUUGAAACUGAUGGAUAUUGAUGCUCAAAUCCAUUAAAAGCUAUUCCUAUUAUCCACCUUGAUAUAUUAAUAACCAUCUAAGAUUCCAAGAGAGGCUGGAUUUAGCUGCCUUUCGGCUGUUUCAGCAUAUCAGAAAUCUGAAGAAUUGUAGGUAAAAGAGAAUGCAAGCCUACUUAGUUGGCCUAACUAAAGAAACUGCAAAAGCAUUUUGUUGCUAUUUGUUUUCAGUGACCAGUGGAUUGGGAAUUCCGAGUUGUUUCCCCCCAUAAAAAUCCAGAGCCAAAAACUGUGAUUUGUUGUUGGCUUCUGAUCUGUCAAAAGCUAGGAAUCCCAGUUUGCACAAGCCUGGAAACUUUGGAAGUGGACUGAGAGAAAUAUGGAUUAUUCCUGUAAAGAGUAUACCCUGAGCUACGCCAUUUUAAGUACCUUAUUUUACCUUGUAUAACCUGAUUAUAUAACCAAGCAAUAGGAACAUGAGAAGAGGAAUUGUUUUGCUUCUGUGAUGCAUGUUUUGAAGGAUAUAUGAUGCAUAUUUUUGAGGAAAUAGAUGUUCUGGUAAAUUCCGAAAUGGGCCUGUUUGGGGCCUGCCCAUUCCAGAAGCGAAGUCCACAAAUAACGAUACCAAGUGCAUCAGGGGUAUUUUUGUAGGGUAUUUCUAACGGGAAUAAUGGAAAUUUCCAGGGCGGAACAUGUGCCAAAUAUGUUAUAUAAGACCUGAAACUAAUGCUCUGGCGAACCGUUUGUAUCCUGUUGUAUUGGACUUCUGUAUCCUGAAAACUGUAUUUAAACCAUGUACGCACAGCACUGAAUUGUUCUCUCUCCUCCAGGAGAGAACCCUUUUGCAAAAGUUCAUAAUAAACUGCUUUUGGCUUGUU